Messenger RNA from Achroia grisella, 4980 nucleotides. RefSeq lists its product as uncharacterized. The record is from RefSeq and is a predicted model, not a curated record. Gene Ontology annotation, biological process: DNA integration. NCBI's taxonomy places the organism in Eukaryota, Metazoa, Arthropoda, Insecta, Lepidoptera, Pyralidae. Gene Ontology annotation, molecular function: nucleic acid binding. The coding region runs from base 1 to 4980 and encodes 1659 amino acids. The transcript is spliced from 3 exons.
AUGUCAUCCGUACUUGCACCAAAUUGUUCCAUCCUGCAAGUCAACCCACAGACUACUAAUGAUAGUCAGAAGGGCAGUAAAACUCAUAGUGUACAAUCGAUUGAAACCGGGUCGAGCCAUUCAUCUGCUACCGUCAAGGCCCAAAAGGCCGCUGCGGAGGCAAUGGCCUUACGUCGUCGUCUAGAGCGUGAGUUAGAUUUUGCCGCAAGGGAACGUGAGCGUGAAGAACAACAACGUGUGCGUGAAGAACAACAACGUGUGCGUGAAAAACAACAACGUGAUCGUGAACUACAACUUUCAGCUCUACAGGAAGAGGUUGAAAAUAGCGAGCUACGUGCCGAGUUAGCAGCUAUUGAAGCCAAUGGCAGCUGUACUGGAAGUCGCACAAGUCAUCACAAUUCAACCAGGGUGGUAAAUGAUACAGAGAGGUGGGUGGAAAAUACUAAGUUUAUUAAAAACCAAGGAGAUAUAGGUAAUAGGGUCAUUUCCGCAAUUGAAUGUGAACAACAAGAUUUUGUUCCAUCUGCCGGUUGUCCGGUAUUACCACCGACAACCACACGGCCAACUGCAUCCCCUGUUAUACUUUCUAUGCGACAACAUAAUAAUAUAAUUAGUGUGCCCGAGGCGGUGGAUAUGACGGCCCCGCUCGUUAAUACGGACACAAAUAUUUUUAAAAUUGUAGCGGACACCGCUGCAGCAGCGAAAGCUCUUGCGUCCAGCCGAGGGUCCAAUCCCGACCUAUUUCCAUUUUCAGGGAACCCACUUCAGUGGCUACAUUUUAAACGCAUCUACGAGCUCACUAAAAAUAAUUUCUCUACUUUAGGCAAUCUAUCCAGACUUCAGAGUGUACUGAGAGGGCCCGCGCAUGACGCUGUCGCGGCAUUACUGAUGGCAACGGAUAACCCGGACGAAGUCAUACGCGCACUUGAAGAGAACUUCGCGCGUCCCGAGUUGAUCGUGUUCAGGGAAGUAUCUCAAUUAAAAAAUCUUCCACGUCUGGGCACUGAUCUCAAAGAACUCGCUACUCUUGCCAAUAGGUCAUCUGAAGAUAAACUUUUUGUGUCUACUACUCAUACCGGAGUACAACAACCUACAGCUAGUCGUCCGCGGGCAUUUUUAAAGGUGAUACCUAUCACAGUCUCGGGACCUAGAGGGAGUUGUGAUGUCUUCGCACUUCUCGAUGACGGAAGUACAGCCACUUUAAUCGACACUAGUAUUGCGACGCGCAUAGGCGCGACAGGGCCGCAACACACGAUUACAGUGAACGUAAAAAAUGCUAAGGCAAUGGACUCAUUAUCUUUACGAUCUCAAACAAUUAAUCGAGAAGAUAUUGAACCAUACUCACACUUGUCCGAUUUAGUUGAUGUACUAUCAUAUGAUGACGUCACUCCGACUGUUUUAAUAGGUGCUGAGGAUUGGCACUUGUCAAUUAAUCGUGACGUUCGCGUUGGUAAAAAGAAUGAACCCGUGGCCUGUUUAACGGUACUAGGUUGGACAUUGUAUGGGGCUUCUUCCAGUAAAACCAAAUUAAUCGAAUUUGUUAACCACGGAACAUUUAUUGAACCAUUUAAGGAUGAUGACUUAGAGUCUUUAAUUAAAGAACAAUACAAAAUAGAUUCUUUAGGUAUUUCUAAAACAGAAUCAGUAUUGAGCAUGCAGGAACAACGUGCUGUUGACAUCUUAGAAGCGACCUCGAGGUGUCUACCCUCUGGUAGAUUUGAGGUAGGCAUGCCUUGGCGUCACAAUAUACACUACGUCCCUGACAGUUAUCCUCAAGCGUUAUCACGGUUCUUAAGCUUAGAAAGACGCAUGUCCCAUGAUACCGACUUUUCUAAAGCGUAUUGUGAUUUUAUAACAAACAUGAUUACUAAAAAUUACGCAGAAGAAUGUGCAUCUGAGACUUAUUAUUCAAAGGGCUGUAGUAAAAUAUUGCCCGAAAAUAUUCGUUUUUACCUUCCACAUUUCGGUAUAUAUCAUCCUCAGAAGCGUAAACUUCGAGUUGUUCAUGAUGCUGCAGCUAAAAAUGAGGGUGUCAGCCUGAACUCAUUGUUACUUCCUGGGCCUGAUCUGCUACAAUCAUUAUUAAAAAUAUUAUUUUGUUUUCGUGAGGGUCAAUUUGCUAUGAUGGCAGAUAUUAAGGAGAUGUUUCCACAAGUUCGAAUAAGGGAACAGGACAGGGAUGCCUUUCGAUUUCUUUGGAGAUACGACAAAUCACAGCCCAUAAAAGAGUACAGGAUGACGGCCGUCAUUUUUGGCGCAUGCUGUAGCCCAUUUAUUGCACAGUUCAUAAAAAAUAAGAACGCAUCGCUUCAUGAACACGUGUAUCCUAAAGCAGCAGAAGCCAUAUUGGGUCAUCACUAUAUGGAUGACUAUGUAGACUCGUUAGAUAAUAUCAAUGAGGCAGCCCAGUUAGCAUCAGAUAUUGUCACAGUGCAUGCUGCUGCUUGUUUUGAGAUGCGGGGUUGGAUUUCCAAUGAGCCAAUGGUGUUGAAACUUGUCCCAGAAGAGCUUCGUGCAGCUCAACCAUUGGAAAUCGAUCUUUGUAGCUCUGUCACUAAUGUCCGAGCUUUAGGUAUAUCAUGGAGCCCGAUAACUGAUAAUUUAGGGUUCCGCACUGGUAUAGGUGAAACCCACCCUACUUCCUUAACAAAACGUAAAGUCUUAUCACAUAUAAUGCGAGUUUAUGACCCAUUGGGUUUAUUAGGGCCUAUUGUCGUGAAAGGACGAAUUUUAUUUCAAAAAACCUGGAGAACUAAUAUCGAUUGGGAUACCGAACUUUCCCAAUCAGAAACGUCUAAAUGGAAUGAUUGGUUUAAGGAACUAUUAAAUAUUUCUUCAUUAACCAUCCCUCGCUGGUAUUCUAGCAGUAGAGGAUACGAACCCUCACAUAGAGAAUUGCAUAUCUUCGCGGAUGCAAGUGAGCUUGCAUAUGCUUGCGUCGCUUAUUGGCGUUUAGUGUACGCUGACGGAAGUAUCAAGCUUGUCCUCAUUUCGAGUAAAGCUCGGGUUUCUCCUCUGAAGCCAAUUUCAAUUCCACGUUUGGAACUUCAGGCCGCUCUAAUGGCAUCACGUCUCGCAAUCACCAUUAAGGAUAGUCAUCGUAAAAAGACAGCAUCUACAAACUUUUGGACUGAUUCGAUGACUGUUCUGCAAUGGCUACGAAGUGACGCACGAUGUUUCAAACCAUUUGUUGCCCAUCGCAUUGGAGAAAUGUUAGAAAAUUCAUCUGUUAGCGAAUGGCGAUGGGUGCCCACUGACAUGAACGUAGCCGACGACGCAACUAGACUACUUCCCAUUGAUUUAAAUUAUUCUCAUAGGUGGUUUUGCGGACCACCUUUCUUAUACAAUUCUCCUAAAACAUGGCCCAUAGAGCCAGUUAACAUCACACCAAUUCGUGAGGAGCUAAAAUGUGAACCACACGAAUUGGUAGGAUUCACUUCUUUUGACACAGAUAUGAUUAGUCCAGUUACUGCUCAUUUUAAUUAUUUUAGCGACUGGAUCCGUUUGUUACGUGCUACAGCUCGGGUUCAUCAAGCUGCAGCUAUUUUUAGAAAAAAUUUGGUCAAAUUUCGAAAUUCUAAAUUAACUGGUGAAGUUUUUCAGUCUCGCCAACACUCAACGUCCACUAAUCUAUCACCGUUAGGAGGCGAACUAAUUAAAAACGCAGAAAGACAUAUUUUGAUGCGUACACAACUUGACAGCUUUGGAGAAGAAUACAGAAAGAUUCUAAAUUCUGAGCCAAUACCUCGAAAUAGUCGCUUGUGUAAACUGUCACCAAACAUUGGAGAAGACAAAUUACUACAUUUAGCUGGCAGAAUCAAAGCCGUAGAAGACGUCGAUCCUGAAACCAAGUUCCCCAUUUUGCUCGACGGCCACCACUCAGUCGUACGCCUAUUGGUACUUUAUUAUCAUCGACGGGCUGGCCACGCAAACCAUGAAUUGGUGAUAAACGAUCUGCGCCAAAGAUUCUGGUUAAUUAGCCUACGUAAUACUGUUAGAUCCGUAGCUAGACAAUGUCCUUUCUGCAGUAUUCGGAGAACCUUACCGAUGGAUCCAUUACGUGGAGACCUCCCACAACAAAGAUUAGCACAUCAUCAAAGACCUUUUACAUUUACAGGAAUAGACUAUUUCGGCCCAAUUACUGUCACUAUUGGGCGACGUCAUGAAAAGCGCUAUGUGGCUUUGUUUACAUGCUUGUCAUCAAGAGCUAUUCAUUUGGAGGUGGUACACAGCCUAUCUGCUGACGCAGCUAUAAUGAGUCUCAGACGAUUUAUUGCCAGAAGGGGAGCUCCAACUACCAUAUUUUCAGAUAAUGGUACCGCCUUUGUAGGAGCCUGCCGUAUUCUCAAGGAAUUUCUAACUACCGAUGUAAAAGACUUUGUAGCCACGAAAGGCAUCACCUGGAGUUUCAUUCCACCAGCAGCACCGACUUUUGGAGGAUGUUGGGAGCGCCUAGUAAGAACAGUAAAGGUCGCACUAAAGGCCACUCUAAAAGAAAGGUCCCCUAAGGAGGAAGUACUUUUAACAUUGUUAGCAGAAGCGGAGGCAAUUGUAAAUUCACGACCUUUGUCCCAUGUUUCAAGCGAUCCUGAUGAUCCAACCACAUUAACACCAUUUCAUUUUCUCAUAGGUACAUCCUCAAACCAAAUAAAUCCAGUACUAGAAGACCGAGAUUUAAUUGGGCGAUCAGAUUGGAGGAAAGCCCUACGACUGUCUGACCACUUCUGGAACAGGUGGGUACGCGAAGUACUACCCACAAUGCAACCACGAGCACAGACAAGAGGUAUGCAGGGACAAGUUUUACAGAUUGGGGACGUGGUAAUAAUAGUAGAUGAGUCCUUACCACGAGGAACUUGGCCACGCGGACGAGUAGAGAAAAUGUUUCCCGGGAAAGAUGGUGUGAUAAGAGUAGUGGACGUUGCCACAUCAGGAGGCACGCUACGGCGACCGCUUAAAAAACUAGUGAAGUUGACCACUUAA